AAAGCAAAUGACUGAAGUCCCUUCAACGCCCGCCAGUCCCCGACAGCUUCAUACACAGAGCCGAAGCUCUUUACUGAAACGGAACAGCUGAGGUUUUCCACUGGUGGGGGUGUUUCUGGGGGACGUUUUGGUUUUUUCCUUCUGCAGAGGAAAGAGGCUGAUGCUGUUCUUCAUUCACUGGGAACAUACUGCGUGAGGAUCCAUCUCUCAGCCUUCCAGCUGCUGCUGAUCUGCUCACAGCCGGGAGUUUAAACCUGGACACACCUGAGCUCCCCCUGGUGGCGGCUGUUGUUAAACCAACCAGUGUUCAGAUUAAACCAUGAAGGUCCUCCUCCUGCUGUGCCUUCUGACGCUAGGCCACACCAAACCCCACCAGACGGUGAACGUCAUGGAACUUAUGAAAAACAACAACAUCAUGAUGGCAGACUGGGGUGAUGAUGAUGAUGAUGAUGAUGAUGACGACGAUGAUGAUUAUGAUGAUGAGGACUGCCCAGCUAAUUGCCGCUGUGCACCUGGAGUGGUGCAGUGCUCCGAUCGGGGUUUAAUUUCUGUUCCUGAGAAGAUUCCUGAAGACACGGUGAUGAUUGACCUGCAGAACAACGACAUCACUGAAAUCAAGGAGGACGACUUUAAAGGCCUCAACAGGCUUUAUGGUCUGUUUCUGAUCAACAACAAGAUCUCCAAGAUUCACCCCAAAGCCUUCAGAAACAUGGACCAUCUCAGGCUGCUGUAUCUGUCCUACAACCAGCUGACUGAGAUCCCGGCCAACCUGCCUCCCAACGUCAUCGAGCUGCGCUUCCAUGAGAACAACAUCAACAGAAUCCAGAAGGAGGCAUUUAAAGGCCUGAGGAAGCUGCAUGUGUUGGAGCUGGGAGCCAACCCUCUGGCCAACAGUGGGAUCGAGCUGGAAGCCUUCAGUGGUCUGUCCACGCUGUACAUCGGCAUAGCAGAGGCCAAACUAACAGCUGUACCUAAAGACCUCCCAUCUUCAAUCACAGAGCUGAGUCUGGACUACAACAAGAUUUCCAAGGUGGAGGUGGAAGACUUCAGGAGAUAUAAAAACCUGCAGAGGUUAGGACUGGGCUUUAACCAGAUCCGGUCUGUGGAAAACGGCAGCCUGGCUAGCAUCCCAAACAUCAAGGAGAUCCAUCUGGACCACAACCGUCUGAAAAAGGUCCCACCGGGCCUGGCCUCCCUGCGCUAUCUCCAGGUGAUUUUUCUUCAUCACAACAAAAUCAACAAUGUGGGAUUCAACGACUUCUGUCCCAGAUCUCCCAGCGAGAAGAAGAACCCGUACACCGCCAUCAGCCUGUUUGCCAACCCCGUUAAAUACUGGAGCAUACAGCCGGCCACCUUCCGCUGCGUGGCCAGCCGGCGGGGCAUCCAGUUCGGAAACUUCAGGAGGAAGUAGAGCAAGAAGGCAGCGGCUCAGAAACAGACCCAACAUCCUCAUUACAGAAGGAGAUGAAAUAAAUCCCUGUAGGCAGAAAACUGUAAGGAAUUAGAUUCAUUUUUCAUUAUAUUGGUGUAUAUUAGAAACUGCAGGAGAGGCUGUUGAUUCUGGUUUAUUCUCUGAUAAAUGUUGACUCUUCGGUCAUAAGCUAACAGCAGGGAGUGUUUACUGUAACUACAGGAAAUAAUCUACGGUAUAUAAUAGCAUCAGAACUUUCAGGGGGUUCCGACCAUAUUUGUCUUUUUGUUAAAACCACUCUGACUUUUAUUAUGUGCUUUAAAUAAAGAUGCUUUUAGCUCUUUUCAUUCUGGUUUGGAUGGGAUCCAGCUGAAACAUCUUUUGUUGAACAAUUGUUUAUGUCAGGAUUUCCACAGAAGCCUAAAACUGUAACAUUUGAGGUGUUUAAAUAUUGCUUUUCCCUCCUGAAAAACGCUGGAGUGUAAACUCUGUAAUGUUUUACUGCUCUGAACGCAUCUCUGAUUGGAUGUUGUAUGUAAUCUCACUGCAUGCUUGUGUUGUCUGUAUCUAGAGGCUGAAGUCAGUUCGGAUCAGAGUCCUCCGCAGGGCUGAGGACAAUGAUCCACAAAAGCUCAGUUUGUAUCAUCCAGAUAGUUUCUGAAUCCCGAACAGGGAAUGUAAUUCCCAACCUGGAACGUCAGAGCAUCUUCUGUUUAAACAUGUCUCCUCUAAAAUGGUGCUAUAUUUAUUGGGGAUGUCUUUAAUAAACCCAAAAACACCUCAAA
Girardinichthys multiradiatus is the source of this 2196-nucleotide messenger RNA. RefSeq names its product asporin (LRR class 1) (gene aspn). The record is from RefSeq and is a predicted model, not a curated record. The transcript has 8 exons. The coding region runs from base 320 to 1411 and encodes 363 amino acids. Gene Ontology annotation, molecular function: protein binding. NCBI's taxonomy places the organism in Eukaryota, Metazoa, Chordata, Actinopteri, Cyprinodontiformes, Goodeidae.